AUGGAUGUAACAGGGUAGAAUUAAAUUUCACAAUAGUAUUAAGGUUCUCCAAAGCAAUCAACAUUAAAUGAUGAAUUAACUAUUGAGUCAAUGUUUUAAGUGUACGAUAAAGACGCCGGUGCUUUUAUGGAUGUAAGAGAGAUAAUGGACUUUGAAGAGGGCGACUUUUAAAAUAAUUAGGAAAUUAAGUAGAUUUUAGCAUAUAUGAAUCAGACUAAUCCCAUUUAAUAAUAGACCACAACUGAGGUAAUCCCACAAACAAUGGUCUAGACUUUCACUAAUAGUAAGUUUAACUCUUACUUUAAGAACUCAAACUUUGAAGACAAUGAUCAGUCGUACAGAAACACAGCUGUGCUGUUUAACAGAAUGACCUAAUUUGAUACUCUAAUUAUACCAAAUUAUCUUCUGAGUGUCAUAAAUCAAGAGAGAAAACUGCUCUCGAAACUGACUGGGGAGCAAAGGAAGCAAAAAAUGACUGAAAUAGCUUAACUCCAAAAUACUUCUUGGCAAGAUUGGUGGGAAAUGAAGAUGAACAAGAAUAUAGAACUCGUAAGGGCAAUCAAGACACAUUAAUUGACAAAAGUAAAGGAAUUGCUAGAUGAAAAGAAAUACAUGGAUAUGUGUGCUGAUGUGAAUUUCCAAAAGCUUUAGAACAUGUCACCCUUACACUAUGCUGUUGAAGUUCAAAAUCAUGAUAUAGUCAAAUUAUUGAUAAAGAAAUUUGCAGAGUUAAAUUCAAGAAAUGAUAAUGGGCAGACUCCUUUGCAUAUAGCAUGCACAUAUGGAGCAUUGGAAAUUGUAAAAGAGCUUACAAAAAUUAAAGAUGAAAUAUUCAUAGAUAUUCAAGAUAAUGAUGGCAAUACACCCCUGCACUUAGCUACUAAAUCAAAUCUAUUAAAGAUAUUAGCUGAUUAUGAGUAGAGAUAGGUAUUGUCAGGCAGAGGAAAGAAGACUAACAAAAAUUUCUUAUAAAAAACUAUUGGAAGUAUCCUAAAUAGAAAUAAAUAAGGGGAUAACUUUGAUGAAUAAGGGCAUUAGUCCUAAUCUCUUGAUGAGGUCCCUGAUGUACCAGCUAUGUAUCAAUAGAAAUUUGAGAAGAAAACUAUCUAAAUCUAAGAUAUUGACAAGCAUCUGUCUGAUGAUCUUGAAAAUACGACGAUUAAUCUAAAAUCAUUCAACGUAAUAGAGAGACUAGGAAAAGGAAGUUUUGGAUCAGUAUAUUUAGUUGAAAAAAAGUCAACUAAAAAGAUAUAUGCUAUGAAAGUACUAGAAAAAGAGAAAGUUUUGAAAUAAAAUCUGGUAAGAUAUGCAAUGACUGAAAGAAAUGUGCUCUAAUUGGCUCAUCAUCCAUUUAUUGUUAGUCUUAACUAUGCCUUUCAAACAAGUCAAAGGCUAUAUCUAAUUUUAGAUUAUUGUCCAGGAGGUGAUAUGGGAAUGGCACUCUCAAAACAAAAAAGAUUUCCUGAGGAUAUUGCAAGAAUGUAUCUUUGCGAGAUAAUUUUAGCAAUCGAAUACUUGCAUCUUAAUAAUAUAGUUUUUAGAGAUCUAAAGCCUGAUAAUGUAGUUUUUGAUAAUGAAGGUCAUGCAUUACUUACUGAUUUUGGCCUCUCCAAAGAAGGAUUAGGUGGAACCUAAUAAUCCUCAUCUUUUUGUGGUUCAGUAGCGUAUUUAGCCCCUGAAAUGUUGAAAAGAUAAGGUCAUACAAAGUCUAUAGAUUGGUAUUUAUUAGGAGUUCUACUAUAUGAAAUGCUUGUGGGAGUUCCACCAUAUUUUUCGACCGAUAGAUCAAAGCUUUUUGAGAAUAUUUAAGGAGGUCCUCUUAAGAUUCCUCAUACAAUGAGUGAAAAUGCUAGAGGUUUAAUACUUUAACUUCUUAACAGAAAUCCUUUAAAAAGAUUAGGAGCAGGUCCAAAAGAUUCUGAAGAAAUAAAAACACACAUCUUCUUUAAGGAUGUUGAUUGGAAAUAGGUAAUAGAUAGAUAGCUCUAAGUCCCAAAACCAAGAAUCAGAAAAAUAGAACAGAACUAAUUCUCUAUAUAGAGCUUUUUGUAAGAAGAAGAGAAAAUUGAAGAAAGACAAAAUGAAUUAGUAUAGUAAUUAGAGUAAAACGACUAAAAUCCACCUGAAAGAGGAAGUAGUAAGUUCUUGAAAAACUUUAUGUCAAAAAAGAAAGACGUAAAGGAUAUCAUUAAGAAUGAGUAGGAAGCAAAUAAGAUUCCGGGUUGGUCUUACAUCAAGAAAACUUGA
This is a messenger RNA of Stylonychia lemnae, 2247 nucleotides long. Lineage: Eukaryota; Ciliophora; Spirotrichea; Sporadotrichida; Oxytrichidae. The record is from the annotation of a GenBank genome assembly.